Cyprinodon tularosa is the source of this 1632-nucleotide messenger RNA. RefSeq names its product extensin-like. Lineage: Eukaryota; Metazoa; Chordata; Actinopteri; Cyprinodontiformes; Cyprinodontidae. The record is from RefSeq and is a predicted model, not a curated record. Bases 1 to 1632 code for a protein of 543 amino acids. The transcript has a single exon.
AUGUUGGUGCUGAUUAGACCCACCAGAACCCGGCUCAGACCUACCAGAACCCCGGCUCAGACCUACCAGAACCCCGGCUCAGACCUACCAGAACCCGGGCUCAGACCCACCAGAACCCGGGCUCAGACCCACCAGAACCCGGGCUCAGACCCACCAGAACCCGGCUCAGACCCACCAGAACCCGGGCUCAGAACCCGGGCUCAGACCCACCAGAACCCCUGCUCAGACCCACCAGAACCCCGGCUCAGACCCACCAGAACCCCGGCUCAGACCCACCAGAACCCCGGCACAGACCCACCAGAACCCGGGCUCAGACCCACCAGAGCCCGGGCUCAGAUCUACCAGAACCCGACACAGACCCACCAGAACCCCGGCUCAGAACCACCAGAACCCGGCUCAGACCCACCAGAGCCCGGGCUCAGAUCUAUCAGAACCCCGGCACAGACCCACCAGAACCCCGGCUCAGACCCACCAGAACCCGGGCUCAGACCCACCAGAGCCCGGGCUCAGAUCUACCAGAACCCGACACAGACCCACCAGAACCCCGGCUCAGAACCACCAGAACCCGGCUCAGACCCACCAGAGCCCGGGCUCAGAUCUAUCAGAACCCCGGCACAGACCCACCAGAACCCCGGCUCAGAACCACCAGAACCCGGCUCAGACCCACCAGAGCCCGGGCUCAGAUCUACCAGAACCCGACACAGACCCACCAGAACCCCGGCUCAGAACCACCAGAACCCGGCUCAGACCCACCAGAGCCCGGGCUCAGAUCUAUCAGAACCCCGGCACAGACCCACCAGAACCCCGGCACAGACCCACCAGAACCCGGGCUCAGACCCACCAGAGCCCGGGCUCAGAUCUACCAGAACCCGACACAGACCCACCAGAACCCCGGCUCAGAACCACCAGAACCCGGCUCAGACCCACCAGAGCCCGGGCUCAGAUCUAUCAGAACCCCGGCACAGACCCACCAGAACCCUGGGCUCAGACCCACCAGAACCCCGGCUCAGAACCACCAGAACCCGGCUCAGACCCACCAGAGCCCGGGCUCAGAUCUACCAGAACCCGACACAGACCCACCAGAACCCCGGCUCAGAACCACCAGAACCCGGCUCAGACCCACCAGAACCCGGGCUCAGACCCACCAGAACCCCGGCUCAGAACCACCAGAACCCGACACAGACCCACCAGAACCCCGGCUCAGAUCCACCAGAACCCCGGCACAGACCCACCAGAACCCGGGCUCAGACCCACCAGAGCCCGGGCUCAGAUCCACCAGAACCUGGGCUCAGACCCACCAGAACCCAGGCUCUGACCCACCAGAACCCGGGCUCAGAUCCACCAGAACCCAGGCUCAGAUCCACCAGAACCCAGGCUCUGACCCACCAGAACCCGGGCUCAGAUCCACCAGAACCCAGGCUCAGAUCCACCAGAACCCGGGCUCAGAUCCACCAGAACCCGGGCUCAGACCCACCAGAAUCCGAGCUCACAUAUACCAGAACCCAGGCUCUGACCUACCAGAACCCCGACACAGACCCACCAGAACCCGGGCUCAGACCCACCAGAACCCCGACUCAGACCCACCAGAACCCGGCUCAGACCUACCAGAACCAGGCUCAGCUCGCUGGUUGA